This is a messenger RNA of Thunnus maccoyii (southern bluefin tuna), 1140 nucleotides long. RefSeq names its product adenylate cyclase activating polypeptide 1a (gene adcyap1a). The record is from RefSeq and is a predicted model, not a curated record. Gene Ontology annotation, biological process: regulation of protein localization; adenylate cyclase-activating G protein-coupled receptor signaling pathway; neuron projection development. The transcript has 7 exons. Gene Ontology annotation, molecular function: neuropeptide hormone activity; peptide hormone receptor binding; pituitary adenylate cyclase activating polypeptide activity. Gene Ontology annotation, cellular component: perikaryon; neuron projection; extracellular region. NCBI's taxonomy places the organism in Eukaryota, Metazoa, Chordata, Actinopteri, Scombriformes, Scombridae. Bases 320 to 922 code for a protein of 200 amino acids.
GUCGGAUUCAUGAAUAAAAAACCAAGGGGAGUUAAGUUCACAGGACGCAGGAAAGUUCUCCGCAGACAAAUGUUUGGCGCUCUUCCUUCCGCCCAUGACCGAGAACACGUAGAGAUCCCCGAGAACUGAGCUGCGGGCGCACGGAGGGCUGCACACUCAAAAGAAGCACAAGGAGACCGAAGAGGCGCUUCACUGAGGGAAUAGAGGAAGAGGAGAGGAAGGGAAAGAGAGAGCGAGAGAAAGAGAGACUGAGAUAGACUUCCUAUCUCACUCUCCCAGUUGAGGUCUUCAGCGGAUCGCGUCUCGCAACUGCAGGACAAUGUCUAGUAAAGCGACUUUAGCCUUACUCAUCUAUGGAAUCAUAAUGCAUUACAGCGUCAACUGCUCACCUGUGGGGCUUAGCUUUCCCAGUGUUAGACUUGACAGUGAGGUUUAUGAUGAGGAUGGAAACUCCUUACCAUCCCUGGAUUAUGACAGAGACCAAGUGGAUGUGAGAAGUCCUGCUUCUGUCGUUGACGACGUCUACACUUUGUACUAUCCACCGGAGGAAAGAACGGAAAGGCAUGCAGACGGCAUGUUUAAUAAAGCCUACAGGAAAGCGCUGGGUCAGUUAUCAGCAAGGAAAUAUCUGCAUUCUCUGAUGGCAAAACGUGUAGGCGGGGGAAAUAAAUCGGAUGACAGCUCAGAGCCUCUGUCCAAGCGACACUCAGAUGGGAUCUUCACAGACAGCUACAGCCGCUACCGGAAGCAAAUGGCAGUCAAGAAAUACCUGGCAGCAGUCCUUGGGAAAAGCCUUGAAGACAUAGGUCUUCACGAUAUCCUACAAGGCAUAGACUUUGAUGCCUUCCGGGACUGGGAUGAGUUUGAGGCUUUUUUGGGAGAUUGGCUGAAACAGUUCUCUCCUGAAUUUCUGGCUUUGUGACGCAGGAAGCAGUUUGCGGCUGUGGUGCCUUGCAUCGACUUUAAAAUCGCCAUGAAUCACAGAUGGCUAUUUAGUGGCCCUACAAUGCUGCACAUCAUCAGCUUACAUUUCACCCUUUUUGUUGUUGUUUUUUGUGUUGCACAGACGUUUGGUAGGAUCUUUAGUGCCAUCCAGCUUAGACGUGAAGCACUCUUACUUGCACUGCUUUCUUUUGCACU